Molecule: messenger RNA, 1884 nt
Organism: Brassica rapa (field mustard)
Lineage: Eukaryota; Viridiplantae; Streptophyta; Magnoliopsida; Brassicales; Brassicaceae
Product: pyridine nucleotide-disulfide oxidoreductase domain-containing protein 2
Molecular function (GO): oxidoreductase activity
Source: RefSeq, a predicted model, not a curated record
AUGAAUCUCCAACUCAAGAGUGAGUGACAGACUUCUGAGUCGAAACGUGGAGUGAAGAGUAGACAAUGUGGCGCCGGAGCUUUAGCACGACGCCUGGUCAAUUGACUAAGAAGAAAUGGGACGCGUUAGUGAUCGGCGGCGGCCACAACGGUUUGGUAGCUGCAGCUUACCUAGCGCGCGGCGGUCUCUCCGUCGCAGUUCUCGAGCGACGCCACGUCAUCGGCGGGGCGGCAGUGACGGAGGAGAUCGUCCCCGGCUUCAAAUUCUCGCGUUGCAGUUACGUCCAGGGGCUAAUCCGUCCAUGCAUCAUCAGUGAUUUGGAGUUAGGCAGACACGGGCUGAAGCUUCUGAAGAGGAGUCCUGCGUCGUUUACGCCUUGUUUGGAUGGGCGUUAUCUUCUUCUAGGCCCAGAUCAGGCGCUUAAUCACUCUGAGAUUUCCAAGUUCUCGAGAAGUGAUGCUGAAGCUUACCCAAGAUACGAGAAGCAGCUAGAGAGGUUUGGUAGAUUCAUGGAUACUCUCUUGGAUGCAGCUCCUCCAGAGUCUCUGCAAGGUGACUCUUCUUUUAAUGAUAAGCUGAGCAAUAAGUUGCACAAAUCUGCUUUCUGGGCUCGGUGUCUUCGGCAAGCAGCUUCUUUGGGGCAAAAGGAUAUGGUGGACUUCAUGGAUCUUCUGUUGGCCCCAGCUUCAAAAGUAUUGAACAACUGGUUUGAGUCUGAUGUCCUGAAGGCGACUCUUGCAACCGAUGCUGUGAUUGGGUCUACGGCCAGUGUUCACACUCCUGGAAGUGGAUAUGUCUUGCUACAUCAUGUGAUGGGAGAAUCAGAUGGAGAGCAUGGCAUUUGGUCUUACGUCGAAGGUGGGAUGGGCUCUGUCUCCAUGGCUAUAGCCAAUGCUGCAAAGGAAGCUGGCGCUCAAAUUUUCACAAACGCAGAGGUUUCUGAAGUAUUGACUGAGGAUUCUAGCAGCGUGAAAGGGGUUUUGCUUGCUGAUGGUACACGGGUGGAAUCAUCGGUUAUAUUGUCCAAUGCAACCCCUUACAGAACUUUUGUGGAGCUGGUUCCGUCCAAUGUUCUUCCUGAAAAGUUCGUCAGUGCUAUAAAGAACUCAGAUUACAGCUCAGCAACUACCAAAAUAAACAUGGCUGUUGACAAGUUACCACAGUUCCAAUGCUGUAACACUAAUCAUUCGGGACCAGGACCAGAGCAUUUCGGCACUAUACACAUUGGUGCAGAGACCAUGGACGAGGUUCACAUAGCAUGUCAUGAUGCUGAAAACGGCUUACCAUCAAGAAGACCAGUGAUCGAAAUGACUAUUCCAUCCACACUAGACAAUACCAUAUCUCCUCCAGGGAAACAUGUAAUCAACUUGUUCAUCCAAUACACUCCUUACAAGCCAUCAGAUGGAACCUGGGAAGAUCCUGUGUAUCGAGAAGCAUUUGCACAAAGAUGUUUCAAAUUGAUUGAUGAAUAUGCACCUGGGUUUAGCUCAUCCGUCAUUAGCUACGAUAUGCUGACUCCUCCCGAUCUCGAAAGGGAAAUUGGUCUAACAGGUGGAAACAUCUUUCACGGUGCCAUGGGAUUAGACUCUCUCUUCUUGAUGCGGCCGGUGAAAGGAUGGUCGAACUACAAAAGCCCUUUGAAAGGACUCUACUUGUGCGGAAGCGGAGCUCACCCUGGAGGCGGAGUUAUGGGCGCACCAGGAAGAAACGCAGCUCUUGUUGUUCUUCAAGACUUGAAAUGAAUCUAGAGACGUCAAUGUUAACUGUAUCUGUUUAGGAGGACUCUUUGACUUCAACUUAAAACUUCUGUUGCCUUUAGAUACUUCGCUGUCUCUCUUGGUCAGGACAGAUGUGUUACUAUCCAAUAAGAAGCCUCCACGUGUA